UUUUUUUUCCUUCUUAUUUUGCUUUUCCCGAGAUUUCCGUCUUUCGAAUCUUUCUCUCUCCUCCCAUGGAACCGCCUCCGCCGCCGCUCUCAUCCGCCGCGGCGGCCACCGUUACGACGACUGCUCCUCCGUUCUCGGCCCCUACCCCCGCCGUUGUCCAUCCCCAUGUGACGUCGUCAUACCCCGACUCCGUCGACUCCUCCCCCAGGUCUCGCACCACAGAUGGCUGGGACGACCUUCCCGGCCCGGCCGGCAUCGGUGGCGGAGGAACCUCCGGUGUGUCUUCUAAGCUCCGGCUGAUGUGCAGCUACGGUGGUCAUAUCAUACCUCGGCCGCACGACAAGUCCCUCUGCUACAUCGGCGGUGAUACUCGCAUCGUCGUCGUCGACCGUAACAUAUCUCUCUCUGCUUUCGCCACGCGCCUCUCCAGCACGCUCCUCAACGGCCGUCCCUUCACUCUCAAGUACCAGUUGCCGAGUGAAGAACUUGACUCGCUCAUUUCUGUCACAACCGACGAGGAUCUCGACAACAUGACCGAGGAGUAUGACCGCACAAUUUCUUGUCUAAAUUCGGCAACGGGGAAGCCCUCGCGUCUGCGUCUCUUUCUGUUCUCGUCGAAGCCCGAGGCCACUCAAUCGAUGGGACAGAUCCUGGAAAGUUCAGUGAAGAGCGACGAUUGGUUCCUCAACGCUUUGAAUAGUGCUGGGCUUUUGAACAGAGGGUUUUCUGAUUCCGAUACCAACGUCAAUCGUUUACUUGGUUUGGAUGAUGGUCUUGGUCUCCGGUCUCUUGGCGGAGAAAACGGAGGCAACCUCAAUCUGGGCGCCAGAGAUGUUGAUGGUUCCGUGAAGAGCGCCAAGCAGGAACAGCAGCAACAACAGCUUCAGCAGCCUUCGUCGCAGCCGCAGGGAGGUCAAGAUGUGCACUCUGUGCCAGAUUCGCCUAUGUUGGAUACGACGUCGUCGUUUGGGUCAACCUCUUCUUCUCCGUCACUCGCGAAUCUACCGCCGAUCCGUGUUCAUGUCGAGGAAGCCGGUGGAGGUAGGGCCGCGAUGCAGGACCAGAAGCUGGGGACCGAAGAUCAGUUCGCGCAAUUCAACGUCGGAGGUGGCGCCAAUAAGCAGUUCCAGCGACAGCAGGAGGAUGCAUUUGCCACGAUCUCGUCGCCGCCGCCGCCGAUGCCGGCGACACUCGCAGUUCCGGUUGUGCCCUUGAGUGCUCCGGCAUUCUCAGCUGAGUUUCAUACGCGGGUUAUUUCGGACGAUGAGAAAUCCGAUCAAGGCGUGCCUGCUGGAUACAAGAAACCUCCGACUCCUCAUUCGCAGCCGCAUAAUCUACCGCCUCAGGCUCAUCUGCAGAAAUCCAACGUCGGAGGACAUGAGCUGCCAUCUCCAGAUUCCGUUUCCAGUGAUAGCAGUCUGAACAACGCUCUUUCUCGGCAAAAACCUACGAUCUAUCACGACGUGGUCGCUCAGAUGCCAUCCUCUACUACCAUAGUUUCCGGUAACCUGCUUGAUCCAAAGAUCAAUCCUUCAAAUCCAAACGCACAAACCCAGAUUCAGGAUUCAGGAUACGUGUUGCACACCCAAUUCGAGCAACAAUCUGCUCAAUCACAGCAGCAAUUCAUACAUGCUGCUACUCCGCAGUACAUUCAUCAUCAUAAUCAUCCCUCAGGUGGCGUUCCUGUCCCAACUUAUAUCCAGGUUUACCCGCAGCAGCAGCAGCAUCGACACGCCACACAGCUUGAUCAUCAGCCUUAUCCGGUGUACUAUGUCACUGCCCCUCUCCAGGCGAGGCAAUCGACCUACAACAUGCUCGUUCCUCAAUCCGGUAACAGAAAUGAGACACUGGAUUCUGUGCCAUCGAACCAUCCCCAGGCCUCGCCUAAUCCCUCCAUGCCUAAUGUCGCUGCUGCUUAUAAUAACCCCAUGAGGACUGUCCCUGGAAGCAAACCCGAGAUGGGCUCGGGCGGAGUUUACACAGCCGCCUCGGGUUUAAGCGGUGCUCAGUUCGUUCAACUGCCCACCAGCCAGCAAUUCGUGGGUUACCCACAGAUUCAUCACCCACCUCAGUCUGUUCCCCACACCGGUUACGGCUACGAAUUUGCUGAUCCUUCUCACGCCCAGAUAUACUUGACUCAACCACUUGCACAUGCUCCGUACCAGACAGUGACAGGAUCACCAGCCACAAUGGUCUUGCCGGAUGGCUCUACUGCUAAGCUUCCGGCCGAGAGCGUGAAACAGCAGAUGCGAAGUUCACAGCCGGUGUGAUAGAGAAUGACGGCGAGAAACAAAGAUCAAACACAAUUUUGGAUGACCACCCGGGUUGGUCUUAUAUAUAUCUAUAUAUCUAUAUACACAUAGAUAUUUAAAAAUUAAUGCGUUUGUGUGGUGAUGUGUUCUGUGAAGUAUUUAGAGAAUAAGGAACCUUUGGGUGUCGUUGGAGCGUUAUAUUACAUGUCGAUGGAUACUGCUGCAUAGGACCCGUGAAAACAAUUUGGUAUAAACAGAUACUGUCAUUUGUAUCUUUUUAAUGUUUUAUAUUGUUAAAGAUAUUGUCAUUUAUAUUAUAGUUUCAAAAUUGGAAGAUU
Messenger RNA from Tarenaya hassleriana, 2590 nucleotides. RefSeq lists its product as uncharacterized. NCBI's taxonomy places the organism in Eukaryota, Viridiplantae, Streptophyta, Magnoliopsida, Brassicales, Cleomaceae. Gene Ontology annotation, molecular function: protein binding. The transcript is spliced from 2 exons. The coding region runs from base 66 to 2270 and encodes 734 amino acids. The record is from RefSeq and is a predicted model, not a curated record.